AGUACUUGUAGGCAACUGUUGAGGGGUGAGUUGACCUGAGUUGGGGAUAGCCGGUAAGUUAUGAAAGUCAACAGUGAAACAGUCUUGGAGGGGAGAAAAAUAGUCCUAGUACCUUACAGAAAGGAACACGUUCCAAGAUAUCAUGACUGGAUGCAGUCACCAGAACUGUUGGAGCAAACAGCAUCUGAAAGACUGACACUGGAUCAGGAAUAUGAAAUGCAACAGAGUUGGUUCUUAGAUGAAAACAAGUGUACAUUUAUCAUCUUGGACAGAAACAAAUGGGUCCAUCCAGAAGUUACAGAAAUAGAAUGUAUGGCUGGUGAUGUCAAUUUGUUCUUCGAUGACAGCCAGCAAGAAGUUGCAGAGAUAGAAAUUAUGAUAGCAGAACCAUCUUGUAGAAGAUGUGGACUUGGAAGAGAAGCCCUAUUAGCCAUGAUGAACUAUGGUGUUACCUGCCUAGGAGUAAAAAAAUAUGUAGCGAAGAUCGGUUGCGGUAACGAACCAAGUUUAGCACUUUUCCGCAAAUUGGGAUUUGUUGAGAUUUCCGUCAGUGAAGUAUUCAAAGAGGUUACACUGGAGAUGCAAGUAACCCAGAGUGUGAAACGACAGCUUACUCAGGCAACCAGUUACAUUCUUCAUCACAAGUAUCCCUACAGACCUACUCAGAACUCGGAUAAAAACUUGUAAUCAGUCAUGGAAGCUAUGGGAGAAUUCAUCAAACAUGUUUUGUUUUCUCGAUCUCUGCACUUGCAGAGUCACAGAACUUCCGAGAUGUCGGAUACAAGGACACGAUCUUUUCACACUCCGUUUUUAUCAUGUGACAGGCCGAAUGUCCGGAACAUAGAUUUCAGCAUGAAAUCGAAUGUUAUUACAGUUGCCAUUUAAGCGCGCAAGGAUACCUAAAGGUUACAACAGCCCUGUUCUUAGCGGACUUUGAAAAAGAGGAACAUUGCCUUGUUGUCCAGUUUCUGAAAUAUUCUGUUCAUAAAUGUAUGGGGACGACACGAGAAGAAGUCAUUCACUUGAUGAGAGCAGAGUUUCUCCUCGGUAUGUUAAUAAGGAAACCAAAGUCGAUCUUAGUUACUUUGCCUUCCAUUGCAUCACCAACACUCGCAUUCGUAGUUACUGAGCUCGAAGGCCCGUGUCUUUAUCACUGAUACACAUUUGCAAUCCAGUUUAAUCCUCUUCGUCCUGAGCUAUCUUUGUUCAGUUAUUCGGUUUGUAGUCAUCUUUUUAUUUUUUGUACUUUUGUACCCGCAGAGAAAAGACUAAAAACACUAUGGCGUAACCCUUUUAUCAUCUCUCGAUAUAGCCCCCCCCUCCUCCCCCCUCCGUAUUCCUACAUUCGUAAUAGAUAUUUUGGUAAAGGAGAAAUCAUUGCAGUUAGCAAUGGUUAGAUACACUAUUGAAGCAAUUGUGAAAUUGAAAUUAGAAUCACAGAAGAGGAAAAUUACCCUUGCAAAGGGUUCGAACCAUGAUCGUCACUCGUUUUCCAAUGAAUAUGUCCGGAAGGAAUCCCUGCUUUUUUUGUUUACUUCCGUGUUGAAGAACUCCACGGGACUCCCGAAAGUAUCGCAAGGAGACAACCUUGAAAAAAUAAAAACAAUCACGCUGCAAGCAAAAGUAUACUUAUUACUGACGUUCCUUUCUACUGAUGAAAGGCUAAUGUGCCAAUUUUCGAAAUGAUAGUUCUCAGUCGUAUAAUAAAUCGAAAUUUUCGUUUUCAGUAAAAUGGGAAAAUGAUGAAUAAUAAGCUAUUUACAUCCGUUUUAAUCGAAGAAACCAAAUAGAAAUGGUUUUUUUCAUAGCUCUCAAGGUUCACUGAGUAAAGUUUAAUUAAUAUUUCAAAGUACAUGGGUAUUCCGUUUUCGAAAGUUCGAAGAGGAAUGUUUAUUUUACCAGCUGAAACUGUGUCGAAAGUUAACCUCACAAGGCAAGACCCUCUGUGAAUUAACGAAUCAUGUGAGAGGUGCAUGCGCUUCCGUGAAGAUUAAAGUUUUGAAGUGCACGAAAGAUUUAU
Molecule: messenger RNA, 2020 nt
Organism: Pocillopora verrucosa
Lineage: Eukaryota; Metazoa; Cnidaria; Anthozoa; Scleractinia; Pocilloporidae
Product: N-acetyltransferase 9-like protein
Molecular function (GO): N-acetyltransferase activity
Source: RefSeq, a predicted model, not a curated record